AUGGCUGAUAGUUCCCAGAAAUUGCUAACGGUUAUAAAGAAUCCGGUCUCAAACUAUCUACCAGUUGGGAGCCGUAAGAUAUUGAUGACGUUCAACACAGAAGAGUUGAUAUUACCGAACAAACUCAUGUCGCCAGAGGAAGAUGCACCACUAGUGGUUGCUAUUGGAGGCAUUGCAAAAGGAAAA
This is a messenger RNA of Ostertagia ostertagi, 186 nucleotides long. The record is from the annotation of a GenBank genome assembly. Lineage: Eukaryota; Metazoa; Nematoda; Chromadorea; Rhabditida; Trichostrongylidae.